CCCCAUGAGCCGGCGGAGAGCCACGGGCGAGGCAGCGAGCCGGGGCCGGGGGCUGCACUGAACCCCGGAGGGCGGGAAGGGGGAGAGCGCCCAGGACGGGACCAUGUACCGGGACCCGGUGACAGCCGGCGGCCCAGGGGCACCCUCCCGGGACGUCCUGCUAGUGUCCGCCAUCAUCACCAUCAGCCUUAGUGUCACCAUCGUCCUCUGUGGGAUCUGUCAAUGGUGUCAGCGAAAACUGGGCAAACGCUACAAGAAUUCCCUAGAGACCGUGGGCACCCCAGACUCUGGGCGUGGGCGCAGUGAGAAGAAAGCUAUCAAUGAUGUAGACAGAGAAUUUUGGAAUAACAAUGAGAGCACAGUGCAGCAGAAAUGGAGCUCCUACCCUCCCAAGGAGUUUAUACUAAACAUUUCACCCUACGCCCCUUAUGGCGAUCCGCGACUAUCCCUCAAUGGCACCCUCCUGGCAGGCGCCAAAGUGGCCGCCGCGGCGGGGCUGGCAAUGGAACGGGAAGGCCGGCCAGGGGAGAAGCGGGCGCCACCUCCGCCACUGCCCACAGAGGACGCCAUGAGGAGCAGCGUGUCUGCCCGCAGCGAGCCCAGCAAUGGGAAGGCGGGGAGAGGCCGAUGGCACACGGUGCAGAGCCACCUCGCCAUGGGGAAGCUCAGCCGGUCCAAUUUUGAGGACUCCACCUUGUCCACGGCCACUACCCUAGAGUAUAUCCCCAGCUCGGCGGGGGACCCGAAAUGCCAGCGACCCCGCACCCUGCUCCGGCAGCAGAGCCUCCAGCAGCCACUGAGUCAGCAGCAGAGGGGCCGGCAGCCCAACCAGCCUACUACCAGCCAGAGCUUGGGGCAGCUCCAGGCCCACACGAGCUCGGCCCCGGCUGCCAGCAACCCCCGAGCUCAAGGCCAGGGCCAGGCCCGCCAGGGCACUGCGGCUGGUUCCAAGUACCGGGCGGCAGCUGGGGGCCGCAGCCGCUCCAACCCAGGCAGCUGGGACCACGUUGUGGGGCAGAUUCGAAACCGAGGCUUGGACAUGAAGUCCUUCCUGGAAGGCCGGAUGGUGGUGCUAUCCUUGGUGUUAGGGCUCUCGGAACAGGAUGACUUUGCCAAUAUCCCUGACCUGCAAAACCCAGGAACUCAACAGAACCAGAGCGCUCAGGGGGACAAGAGGUUGCCAGCAGGUGGGAAGGCUGUGAAUACAGCCCCUGUCCCGGGCCAAACGCCCCACGAUGAGUCCGACCGCCGGACUGAGCCUCGGUCUUCUGUCUCAGACCUUGUCAACUCCCUUACCAGCGAGAUGCUCAUGCUGUCCCCAGGCUCGGAGGAUGACGAGGCCCACGAAGGCUGCAGCCAGGAGAACCUGGGCCGGAUCCAGUUCAGCGUGGGUUACAACUUCCAAGAGUCCACCCUCACCGUGAAGAUCAUGAAGGCCCAGGAGCUGCCAGCCAAGGACUUCAGUGGCACCAGCGACCCCUUCGUCAAGAUCUACCUGCUCCCCGACAAGAAGCACAAGCUGGAGACCAAGGUCAAGAGGAAGAACCUGAACCCCCACUGGAACGAGACCUUCCUCUUCGAAGGCUUCCCCUAUGAGAAGGUGGUGCAGCGGGUGUUGUACCUGCAGGUCCUGGACUAUGACCGCUUCAGUCGUAACGACCCCAUUGGGGAAGUGUCCAUCCCACUUAACAAAGUGGAUCUGACCCAGAUGCAGACAUUCUGGAAGGAGCUGAAGCCAUGUAGCGACGGGAGCGGAAGUCGAGGGGAACUGCUCCUGUCCCUGUGCUAUAACCCCUCUGCCAACUCCAUCAUUGUGAACAUCAUCAAAGCACGGAACCUCAAAGCCAUGGACAUCGGGGGCACAUCUGACCCCUAUGUGAAGGUGUGGUUGAUGUACAAGGACAAGCGAGUGGAGAAGAAGAAGACAGUGACCAUGAAGAGGAACCUGAACCCCGUCUUCAAUGAGUCCUUCAUCUUUGACAUUCCCACAGAGAAGCUUCGGGAGACAACCAUCAUUAUCACUGUCAUGGACAAGGAUAAGCUUAGCCGGAAUGACGUCAUCGGCAAGAUCUAUCUGUCCUGGAAGAGUGGUCCUGGUGAGGUGAAGCAUUGGAAGGACAUGAUUGCCCGUCCUCGGCAGCCCGUGGCUCAGUGGCACCAACUGAAGGCCUGAGUAGGGCCUGGGGAGGCCCGGGGGUGGGGCUAUGGGCCCAUGGUUUGGGGGUCACGCCUUCACAUUUUAUGCACAAUGCCCCGGGUGUGGCUCCCCCAUUGGGUGGGGGGAAGGACCCCUGUGGGCUCAGCCAGGGAGGGGGCCCAGGACUCAGUAUGGCCGUGUUUCUAGGAAGCGUCAGCCCCUCCCCCAUUUGGGGGGGGCCUUUGGGAGCCAUUUUCCUGCUUUCCCCUUUUCUUCAACUUGCCGACACUAAAGAAACAGGAGUGGGGAGAGAGAGAGAGGGAGAGCAAGAGAGAUGGAUGGACAGAGAGAUGGACAGAUGGCAGGACAGAGAUCUCUCCAGAGGCCCCACCUGGCGGAGCUUGGCUUGUCCGCCAUUUUCUUUAAGGUGGCUUCUGGAGCUGUGGGCUGGCCGAGCUUCAGCCAGCCACUGGUCGCAGUGGGUGCGACACGCUAAGGCCGCGGCGAUUGGCCCGGCCAGAAUGGCCCUCCUCCCCUCUGGGGUGUUGGGUUUUUUUUAAGCUGUCUGGGGGCCCCUGUGUGCCAAGGGGGUAUAAAUAGCCUGGCUUCAGAGCCAAGGUCCUGUGUACACGUGCUAUGUUCAACCUUUUUGUGUGUGCACGCCCGUCGUGUGAAUGUGUGUGGGGGAGCCCAUUGUCGGGGGCUCCAGAUGGCUCGCUGAGAUGGUACUGAGGUUGUGCUGAGGGGUGGGGCUUUGGAAAAGGUGAGGGGUGCAGAGAAAGGAGAAGGGAUAGAGAGAAAAUGGUGGGAUAGGGAAAGCGGAGGUGAAGGAAAGUUUGAAGGGCAUCUAUAAGGAGAAAACAAAAGGAAGACAGGGAGAAGAAAGGAGAGACAGCACUGUUUGUCCCACACGUCCAAUAUCCCAUCAGAUCUAGAGCUGCAAGACAGUUUUUCCAAGCUCCUCAUUUUUCAAAUAAGGAAGCAGACGCCCAGACUCACCCAAUGUCCUAAGUAGCAGAGCUCGGACAUGAACCUUGGUCCUCUCUUUUCCAUGUCCAGUGCUGUUACUGCUUAAAGACUGGACCUUCGUGCUGGUUUGAGAACAAGGAGAAGGCUGUUUCCUGUUCUAAUCUCUGCUUCCAGUUCUUGGAGACCAGGGUAUUGUGUCUGAAUGAUUUCCAAACUGUGUUUCUGGCUCUCCCCACCACGGAAUGGGGCUUCUGCAGAAAAUACACAUGCUGGCUCUCAUUUCCCUUCUCAAACAUGAAGUAUGAAAUUCUGUAGGUAUGAAAAAUACUUAGUACAUGUGGUAUUUUUUUAGUAUAAAAAUAGGUGUAGGAUCCUAGGAGUUAGAGUGAAAAGGGCCCUUUUAAGACCCUCUCAUUUUUGAAAUAGGGAAACUGAGGCCCAGAGGGUUAGGUCACUGAGUCAAGAUUACAACAGUAGUAAGUACAGAGCUGAGAUACGAACCCGUGUCCUUUCGCUUGUACAAAUUUGGCCCUAGUUUCACUACCUCCCACUCCCCCUCUUCUGUUCUGCUUCCAUGUGUCCCUGGCCCCAGCCUCACGUUCUCCCUAGAGACGCCCAGACCAACAGUGAUCAGUUUCUAUAACCAUAGUUCAAGCGUCUGAGUGCUCCAUGGCCAACUUGGUACAUCACCUCCUUGUGAGCUAAGUCUCCAAGGCUCUUCCAAUAAAUAAUCAAUCACUCCCAGGGCCAUCUCCCUUGCUGGGUGACCCCAUUGCUGAGAAUUUUUAAGUAGGCCGGUCCCAGUCACUGCCCCUGGCAUGGAUGCACAGUGCCCAAGUGGGCCUUGGUCCAUCCCUGGAGCCUUCGAGGGGGUCCUGGCCCUUCCUUCCCCAAAAAGUGGUACCAUGUUGUCCUCCCACUUCCAAAAUCCCGUUGCCUUCAUUGUCACUUGGAAAAGCACUCCUUCCCGCCCUGUCAGGUCCCUCUCCUAGACUUCUGGAUUUCUCCCCUGUUCUUUCAGACCCCUUAUUCCUCCUUUCCAGCCUUCCCAAGGUGCCUACCCGACUUGUCACCUCCCUCCCACACUGUCAGAAUUGGAGGGAACCUUAGAAUAGAGAAUCUCAGAGCUGAGAGGGAAGAGCCUUAGGACAUGAAAGGUCCAAGCUGGAAGGGACCUUAAAAUGUAGCCUAUGAGAGAGCUGCAUGAGUCCUUGGAACUCUGAAUGGAGGUUUUCAGACCUGGGAGAGAAUUUCAAAUACAGAAUGUCAGAGCUGGAAGGACCUUAAAAUACAGAAUGUUGGUACCAGGAGGCCCCUUAUAAGAUAGACCAUCACAGCUGGAAGAAUGUUAGAACACAGAUCAUCAGGACUGGAAGGGGCCUUUAAAUAUCAAAUAUGAGAAGUGGACAGACCUUAGAGUGUGCAUUCUCAGAGCUAGAAGAGACUUUGGGCUGCAUAUCAUCACAGCUGGAGGGAAAUCUAGAACACAGAACAUCAGAACUAGGGUGGAGGGAGGUGUCUUAGAAUAUAAAGCACAGAAUGUCAGUGCUAAGAGAGACUUUAGGAUAUAGAACAUGCAAUGUAAGUCAGACAUGCAAAGUAAGAUCAUAAAGGUCAAAGCUAGAAGGGUCAUUGGAGCAUAAAACGUCUGAGCUAACCUUGGAACCUAGAAGGUCCAAGCCAGAAGAUGCUGCAAAGAUUGUCUAGUCAAAGCCCAUAACAUCACAGCUUUGUCUCCCCUUCCUGCCUGAGCCGAGAAGCUAAACUGUUCAGCUAGGACCAUCCCACCUAAAUGCUGAGAGUUGGGGGGACCAUCAGUUUACCCCCAAGGUAUUUCUGAGCACCGAGUAGACCAGCAUAAAGGAGGCUCAGUAAGGGCCAUGCCUUCUCUCAUUCCCUUCUCCACCUCUGCCCUUCUGCUUGGCCCACUCCUAGCCAAGAGAACAGGAUGGAACCAUCUGAAGGUUCCUGAGAUGAUGAGGCGAGGCCAGUGCCCCUGCCCAGCUCCUAUAAAGCUGCUGCCACCUCCCUGCUGGUGACCGAGUGCCAGCUUCUGGGUGAUCCCAGCAGAAAGUCAGCUCAUCCCCACCCUAGGAGUGGGAUUUGAUGGCUAGCAAAGGCCAUGUCCCCCAGGACCAGGCGUAGAGCUGCAGUUCCCCACGCUGGCCACCAGAUGGCAAAUAGACAUCAUGGACUGGUGGCCGCUGCCUGCCCGUGCUCCUGCAAAGAUGUGAGAUGGAGAAGAAAAAGCAGAUGCCCUAUAUGUCUGGGGUGGGCUGGGGAGGGGGAGGUGAAAGGGCACCCAGGGAAGGCUGCAGGUGUUCCCCAGAUCGCCUAGGUCCACAGUGGGGCAAGGGUCUUUGGAUUUGGGGGUGACUUCCAACCUGCCGUGUCCAGGAGGCUAAGGCUAUGCCCGCUGCUUAGAAUGCAGAUUCCUCAAGUUGGAAUGCGCUGCAGAGCCCACCCUUUCCAGCUGCCUCACUUCCAGACACAGAGGGACAUCAGAAUGAGACCGUCAGAGCUGCAAGGACCCUAGACCUUAGAGCCUAGAAUGGUGUACCCAGAGGGACCUUCUGAGCAGAGAGGGCCUUAGAGUAUCUUUGAAUGAGGCAGAAGUAAUUUGCCCAUGGUCACACCUGAAUUACAGAUAGAGCAGGGAUUUGAACCCAGCUCUUAAGACUGCGUAUCUGAUACAUGCUUACCAGCACCCUAGCCUGUCUUAGUAGGCUUUAGUGCUGAACCACCUUGCAUCACAGAUAAUAAUUCCCAGUAGCUCUGAGGCCCAGCCUUGCCAGGGCGUAACUCUGCCCUCUCUCAUCUUCACCCUGUGUCACCUUGGGCAAAUCACUUGAUUCUCUGGGCCUCAGUUUCUUCAUUAGAAAAAUACAGGGGUUGGGCGAGGUGACCUAUGGUCACUUCCAGUGCUCAGUCUAGGAUUCUUUCAUCCUGUGAAUGAAUGAAUGAAUGAAUGAAUGAAUGAAUGAAUGAAUGAAUGAAAAGGCUGGGCUUGUCUGAUCUGUAUUCUGUUCCCAGUUCUGUUAUUUCGUAACUAACCAUGUGACCUUGGGCAGCUUGUUUUAUCGCUGUUUCCUCAUUGGUGAAAUGGGAAGGUGAGGGAGUAGUCUAGAAGGUCCUUUCAGAUCUAAAGUCUAUGAUCCAAUCCAUGGCACAAAGGCUCAGGCUUGUGUGGAGGGGAGAAAUGGAACAGGGUAGGUGGUGCCCUCAGAAGAAGCCAGAGGAGAGGGGAGAGGGAGGGAUAGUAGGGCAGGGGAGAUUGUGGGUGAGGAUGCUCAGAGAAAGCCAAGAGAAUGAAGAAGCUGAUUAGGAGAGACUCUUCUCCCUCGGGGCCUCAGUUUCCCCCUCUGUAAAAUGAGGGGUUUGGACUAGACAGCCUGUAAGACCUCGGCUGGCUCUAGAUCCUGACAAGUGGGAGCCCAGGAGUCUGUAGUUUGGGGAGAGUGGAGAAGAGGGGAGGCCUAGAUGAAGGGAGGGCGCAUGCAGGGUUAAUGGGCUUGGGCUCUCUGCCGCUGGGCGCUUCAUGGGUCUCCCCCUUCCUUCCCUCCUCCCCUCCCUUGUGGGUGGGGGACCAGCCAGCCAGCAAGCCCCCAACCUUGCCAUUCUUAGCUAGUGAUUCCCAGCUGGGGUCAAACCAAAUCGUGUUAGAGUGGACAGGGCCAGCACAUCUCUGUUUCAGUGCCCGGCCUGUGCAGCUCUUAGCCGAUCAGGUGCAAAGAUGCUCUCUGGGUGGUAUCUUUUUUUUUCCUAAAGGGAUGGGGACCCACUGCUUCCUCCACCUUCUCCUCCUGUAUCCUGCCCAAACCUUCCCCUUACCUUGCAUUUUGGAUUUCGCUGUUGACCCUUCCUGUCCCUGCUUAAGUUUCUAUUUGAUGGUCAUUGCAGCUGAGGGAGGGAGGGAGGGAGGAGGAAACAGCAGAGAGGGAAGCUCCCUGCUCCCCGGCCUCCCUCUGGUCUUUAUCGGAUUGAGGCAUGAAUGGUUGAUGAGACCGUGCACAGGGCACCCAGCCUGUCCUCAGACCAAUGGGUGCCCAGCCGGCCAUCUGGGUAGGAGAGCCGAAUGGGGUCAGGAUGGAAGAGGCUGGCCAGAGGUAGGUGUGACCAGGACACAGGAGAAGCAGGGGGAUCGAUUGGAAGCAGUCCCACCAUCGCCCCAGGGACCUUGGGAAAGUCACCCGUGUAGCCAGUGGCUUGUUUUCUCCACUUGUGAAAUGGUGGUAAUAAUUAACGCUUCACUUACCUCACAGGGGAGGUUGAAAGGUUGCGGUCACUUGACCUGUGUCCAGGGGAGCCCUGGAUGCCCUUGGGUUUUGAAGGGGCUACCCAAGGGCAAUGUUAUCAUGCCUGCCCUGAGAGUGAGGCCUGCUUUACCCUGAGGCUGAGAUGCCCGGGUGUCCUGGGUCCCACCAGUCCCCAUUAGGAUGUGAGAGUCACCCAUGGUCUCUCUGGGGGAUGCUAGAGCUAUUACCUUUUUCAGGUAUGUCUUUUUUCUUGUGAUCAUCCUCCUGUAACUGCUGUACAGAGUUCUCCCCACCCGCCUCCCCCCAACCCCAGCCCUUCACCUAGCAAUGUGCCCAAGGGAGCCCUCAAGGCUCAGGUGGCCUCCGACCCCCAGCCCAGCUGGGCACAGGGGUGGGGACCCUGCUCUUUCUGUUCUGUUCAGUCCUCUUCCAGCAAGUGUUUUAUAAAAAAAGAAAAAAAGAAAAAAUUCACCACCACAAAAUAAAACAAACCACAAACCUCAACAUUCUCAGCGAAGAGAAAGGAAGAAAAUCUAAUGGAAAAAACCCCAUAAAAACCGUUUCCACCACACACACCCUCUAAGCCAGCGAGAUUUCCUCUUUGCAGAUUCCUAUUUUUGUGGGAACGGCCCCUGCUUUGUGUGGAGCGGGCCGUUCUGAUUAAUAAAGGACAGUGAAAAAGCAGGGCCUCUGCUCCUUCCUCCGCCGUGCCUCAGCACCCCCAGAAGAAGGACGAGAAGGAGACAAGGAGACCAGAUGGGGUGGGGUGGCUUGGGCUCUCUCCACCACACACCCUGUGUCUGGCCUCGGGCGGACUAUGGCUUCAGCCCGGGCUCAGCUUCCAAGGUCCGUUUGUUGGCUCCCCAGUUAUCAUCCCCCAAGGGGAAUUGUGAGCACCUUAGGGCCCCCUGCUGUUGUCCCUGCAGUCCUAGCAGGAGGAACGAAAGACUCACCCCCCUUCCCCUUGAUCCACACCUGGGGCAGAGCAGACCAGCCAGGACUGGAGGAGGGGGUGGUGUUUUACAGUGGCCCCACCAAAACUGCCCUAAGGGGAGGCCCAGCUGCUGGCCUCAUCUUCCCCAGAUGUUAGCGGGGAGGAAGGAGGAAUUAGGCAGGGCCCUAGGCCUGGUGGUCCUGGCCCCCUUAGAAACAGCAAUAGCUAAACAAGCAUUCUCUCCCCCACCCCAGCUCUGGGGAGCAGCCCAAGGGGGAGCGCUGGCCCCAAGCCUGCAAAAACUGGGUUCCAGUCCUGAGUCCUCCCCUUGCUGGCUGUGUGACCUUAGGCAAGUCACUUCUGUUCUCUGGGCCUCAGUUCCCCACCCCUAAAAGGGCAAUAAAGCACCCCAGCCCCCGUCCCUCCCAACGAGGAACUGAGGUCUGAGCUGUGCUCAGGGUUUCCUAGGAAGAAGGUGCUAAAUCAGCUUCCCUCAAGAGCACAAAAGGAAAUGCUGGUCUGGUUUUCUGUCCAUCCCACCCUGGUUCCUACCCCCGACCCUGAUCAUGGAGCUCUCAAGGAGUGAGGGCAGCUGGUUCUGCGCCUGCCCGGCACUCGGGCUGAGUUUAAAUAUCCCUUCAGACUUCAUGCUUUUUCUCUCUGGAAGUUGAUCCUUAGGCAGGGAGGGAAUGCCAGAAGGGGCCUUGGGGACCAUCUCGCACUGAGCGUCCCUGCAGUACCUGGCUCGGUGUCCCCUCCCUGCCUGGGGCAACUCCCCUUCCGGUGGAGCCAGGAGGAGCCCUGGGAGGGAGUUGCCACAUAGCUCGGCCCUGAGCAAAGGGAGGAGAGGCCCAGGGCCUUGAGUUUUUCCCAUGGAAAAUAGUCCCUGGAAAAAAUAAACAAAACACAAAAAACCAACUAGCCCUGGCGCUCAGGUAUUGCCCAUUCAAAGGUCUGGAGGUGCCAGGCCUGGCCACUUAACGCUUCGGGGCCUUGGGCAAGAUGCUUCCCAUUGGGGGGGGGUCCUACUUCGGUCCCACGAGGGACUAGGGCCAGAGGAAGUCAGAGGCCCUUCUUGUUCGGUCACUAGACCCCCCCCCAUUCUGAGGUCCCUCCCAGCUGGGAACCUUCCACGCCCCCUGCCUCAGUGACCCCAAGAGCCCAUCGUGGGGUCUCAAGGCAGGGGGCUUGCCCUGCCCUGGGUGCCAGUGCCCUCCUAGACCCCAGAUCUCCUUCAUCCCCAUGCAGCUCGUCUGACCCUGUGCUAGAUCCCAUUCUGCGGGCCGGGUUCACUUCCCCCAUCGAUUUAUUCCUCUUUCCUUUGUCUUCCUUGUGGUCCUCCGCUAUCUGUACUCCCUGAUCUCUGGAAGCUUAUCCUGAACAAUUCCCCAUUCCUCCCACCUCUACCCAAAAUCAAGGGGACAGGAUUGAAUCCACUUAUGUGCUCUGGGUGUUGGCUCUCCGGGGCCAUCUGUCUUUCCUUGGGUAUGUCCCCCACCUCCAUCCCCUCCCCUUCAUUUGUGUCCUGUGUGUCUCUGUCUUGUUUAGAUUGUGAACCCCAGGGGCAGGGACCCCUGUCUGACUCAAUGUUCUGUACGGCACCUGCAGGUGCCUGAAUAAAUGUUAAUCCAUGGA
This is a messenger RNA of Phascolarctos cinereus (koala), 9931 nucleotides long. RefSeq names its product synaptotagmin 7 (gene SYT7). The record is from RefSeq and is a predicted model, not a curated record. Gene Ontology annotation, cellular component: synaptic vesicle; plasma membrane; synapse. Gene Ontology annotation, biological process: vesicle fusion; calcium ion-regulated exocytosis of neurotransmitter. Gene Ontology annotation, molecular function: SNARE binding; phosphatidylserine binding; clathrin binding. Lineage: Eukaryota; Metazoa; Chordata; Mammalia; Diprotodontia; Phascolarctidae.